AUGAGCACCAAUCAGCUUAGUGGUUCUAUUCCUUCAGAGAUUGUAAAUUCAACUCAACUACACAGACUUAAUUUGUCUUCAAAUAAUUUGGUUGGUGUGAUCCUAAAGGAGUUCGGGAAGCUGAAAAGUAUGUUAAUUUUGUACUUAUCUAAUAAUCAACUCUCAGGUAUGAUACCUGUAGAAUUCGGGUCAUUUCGUGAUCUCCUUCAACUCGAUUUAUCCACAAAUAGAUUAAACGGGUCAAUACCAAAAAGUAUUGGUAAUUGGGCACACAUUUACAGAUUAUCUGGUUCUAUUCCUUAUGCUUUUGCAAGUUUACCUCGCGGGAUUGACAUCAACCUUUCUUACAAUGAGCUCUCCGGUCCGGUUCCCCCUUGCGCCAACUUUGUGAAUGCAUCCAUGCAAGGCAAUCCAGGUUUGUGUGGAAAUGUUACCAGAAUGAAAUUUUGUGCAAGUAAAUCUAUGAAGAAGAAAAAUGAUUCCUUUCAUGAUAUGGUCAUCUUAGUAAUUAUGUUGCCUCUUAUCGGGGUAAUUUUACUUGGUUUAUUAACAUAUGGCCUCAUUGCUUAUCGAAAACAAAAGAAAAUGUCUUCAUUGAAACCAUUGAAUGGAGAAAGUGGUGAUUAUUUCACCAUUACAAGUUUUAAUGGAAAAGUAGCGUAUAAUGAUAUCUUGAAGGCAAUAAAUGAUUUCGAUGAUGCAUAUUGUAUUGGGGCUGGAGGAUAUGUUAUUAUAUAUAAAGCCGAGCUACAACCUACCAAUGUCGUAGUUGUCAAGAAACUUCACUCAUCAUCUGAUAAUGUUGAUCACAAUGGUUUCCUUGAUGAGGUAUAUGUAUUAACGAACAUAAGGCAUCGAAACAUAGUGAAACUCUAUGGAUAUUGCUCCCAUGCUAGCCACUCAUUUUUGAUUUACGAGUACCUUGAAAAGGGAAGCCUUGCAUCAAUCUUAAGAAGCGAUGUCUUAGCAAAAGAAUUGGAUUGGUUGAAAAGGAUCAAUAUUGUAAGGGCUAUAGCUAAUGGUUUGGCUUAUAUGCAUCACGAUUGCUCGCCUCCUAUGAUUCAUAGAGACAUUUCCAUAGCCAACAUCCUUCUCAAUUCUGAUUAUGAGGCACAAAUUUCUGAUUUUGGCACAUCCAAGCUUUUAAAGCUAGAUUCAUCCAACUCAACCACAAUUGCUGGCACCUAUGGUUAUAUCGCGCCAUGUAACGUAACUUUGUGA
Molecule: messenger RNA, 1221 nt
Organism: Lactuca virosa
Lineage: Eukaryota; Viridiplantae; Streptophyta; Magnoliopsida; Asterales; Asteraceae
Source: the annotation of a GenBank genome assembly